UACAAAAAAUGUCAAACACCGAUUAGUAUUUAGCACUGUCAACUGUCAAUCAAACUCGUAAAAAUGAAGACCUUUCUCAUCUUCUACGUUCUCUUCUUGGCAAUCUCUCUUCCACUUUCAACAUCAAGCUUUGAUACCUUACACGCAGGUUCAUCACUAUCAGUGGAGAACCAAAACGUCGACGUUUUAGUUUCAUCAAAUGGUGUCUUCUCUGCUGGAUUUCACACCGUCGGGGACAACGCAUACUCCUUUGCCGUAUGGUUCACCCAGACCCAGCCUUCUCCGUACGGCAACAACGAUCGUACGGUGGUUUGGAUGGCAAACCGUGACAAACCAGUUAACGCCGAAGGCUCAAAGCUAACUCUCCUCAAAACCGGUAAUCUUAUAUUAAACGACGCCGAUCGGAUAAUCAUUUGGGCCACCGGAAUGGCGUCGAUUGCAUUGCCCCAGACCCAGUUGCGUCUCUACGACACCGGCAACGUUGUUCUUCUAACCUCGGGGCCGGGCGACGAUACCGUUUUGUGGCAGAGUUUCAGCUCACCGAUGGAUACCCUUCUCCCAGAACAACCUUUAACCAGAUACGGAGGGCUUGUCUCCUCGAGUAGUAAGAGUAACUUCUUCUUAGCUGCUGAGCUGUGAUAUA
Humulus lupulus (European hop) is the source of this 643-nucleotide messenger RNA. RefSeq names its product putative receptor protein kinase ZmPK1. Lineage: Eukaryota; Viridiplantae; Streptophyta; Magnoliopsida; Rosales; Cannabaceae. The record is from RefSeq and is a predicted model, not a curated record. Bases 64 to 639 code for a protein of 191 amino acids. The transcript has a single exon.